This is a messenger RNA of Caenorhabditis elegans, 516 nucleotides long. RefSeq lists its product as uncharacterized. The record is from RefSeq and is marked reviewed. The transcript has a single exon. The coding region runs from base 1 to 516 and encodes 171 amino acids. NCBI's taxonomy places the organism in Eukaryota, Metazoa, Nematoda, Chromadorea, Rhabditida, Rhabditidae.
AUGCCAGACAACCACAAGGAUCCGCCAGACUUCAACAACCUCGAGAUGAAACUAGAGGAACGAAUCGAAUUGUCACGGGAAGAUCAGGAUAUUCAAAGUACGAGCAGCUCCUAUCCACACUGUGAAGCUCUCGAUCACAUAGUCUCAAUGGAAUCCACGUACGAUUUUCACCGUCAAAUGGCUCACAAGGACCUGCAAAAGCACCGACAGGAAUAUGAGAAGGCUAGCGAGAAGAUUCUGGAGCUUCGGAAAAAGCUGACCGACUGGAAUAUGGAUCCGAAGAAGAGAAAGUGGAUCGAAGACGACCUGGAUUCACUGGUCAGGAAACAAGAAAGCGCCCUAUCCCGUAUCAGACUAGCGGAAAAGUGCACAAAGAGGGAUCUGCGGAAUGAUCCACCACCAGCAUAUCAGCCGGAUGAUCCAUUGAAGGAUUUGAGGAAGAAUUUUGAGAAGAAGGAGAAGCCGACAUGGAAUGAUGUGGAAAAGAAGAAGAAUGGAGUUUUUGAGUUUCACUGA